This is a messenger RNA of Penicillium digitatum Pd1, 1227 nucleotides long. Its product is annotated as threonine aspartase 1. Gene Ontology annotation, molecular function: asparaginase activity; beta-aspartyl-peptidase activity; threonine-type endopeptidase activity. NCBI's taxonomy places the organism in Eukaryota, Fungi, Ascomycota, Eurotiomycetes, Eurotiales, Aspergillaceae. The record is from RefSeq and is a predicted model, not a curated record. Gene Ontology annotation, cellular component: cytoplasm. Gene Ontology annotation, biological process: protein maturation.
AUGUCUCAAAUGUCCAGGAAUGAGGGCGUUUGUGCCAUAUUCAUUCACGCCGGGGCGGGCUUCCACAGCCAUGAGAAUGAGCAUAAGCAUUUGAGGGCCUGUGAAAUAGCAGCGCUCAAGGCCAUGGCAUUCCUAAAGAGUGGUGGCACCGCCGUUGACGCCGUCGAAGCUGCCCUGAUGGUGCUUGAAGAUAACCCGAUCACAAAUGCAGGAUUUGGAAGCAACUUGAACGCAAAGGGGGUAGUUGAAGGCGAUGCAUCAAUUGUCGACCACAAUGGGCUAAGUGGAGCGGUUGGGGCUGUGCCCAACAUCAAGAACCCUAUCAUGCUUGCUCGGAAGAUUUAUGACAAGUCCAAUGUGCAGAUGGGUAUGUCAAGGGUACCCCCAAACUUCUUGGUCGGAGAAGGUGCCAAGGACUUUGCAUGGGAGCAUGGUAUGGUGAUCAUUCCUGAAGAAGCCUUGGUCUCGCCCGUCGCUCUAGAGCGAUACGAAGUAUGGGCCGCAGAGGUAAAUAAUUAUGAGAAUGAAACCCGUGGCGAAGUGAUUGACCCCUGGAUUCGCCGGCCCAUGACUCCCCUUGACACUCGUCUUGAACGUCUCGAGCGUGCUUCUCAAUCAGGAGCUCACACUGCCAUUCAUGCAGUGGAGGAGGAAAUUCGAACCCUGCCUGAUCCAAGCCUUUUUGCAGAUGUGAAGGGGCGCCCGCGAGCAUCGCUGGAGCGUCAAACUCAGAAAAAGGCCAAGCUCUCAAUUUCGCACCUACCUGUGCAGCCUGUCUCAGCUUGUUCACCAUCUCGCGAUGGCAGCCCCGAUGCCGCAGAAAGUGAACAAGAUGCGGAAGAUGCGAUCACGGACACUGUGGGCGCGAUUGCCAUCGACAAAUAUGGAAAUAUUGCAGCAGGAUCUUCUUCUGGUGGCAUUGGCAUGAAGCACCGAGGUCGAAUCGGACCUGCAGCCCUCAUUGGCAUUGGCACCCAUGUUAUUCCGCGAGACCCGACUGAUCCGGAUGGAACAACAUGUGCAGUCGUUACAUCUGGGACCGGAGAACUCAUCGCUUCAACACUGGCAGCAAGCACCUGCGCGCAAAGGAUGUACUACAGUCAGAAGAUGGGCGACAAUGGUAUAUUUACCCAGGUGAUGGAGGAAGAUGCCCUCAAAGCAUGGAUGAAAAGGGAGUUUAACGGUGCGCUUUCUGUCUCUUUUACUGCCAUAAUUUUCCAACGCUAA